GCGCUGUGUUUCUGCCCCCAGCUCAUGUGCUCCUCGGUGCAGAAGGCCCUGUUUGAGGAAGAGGACCACGUCAAGAAGCUGCAGCAGAAGGUGGCCACCCUGGAGAAGCGCAACAGGCAGCUCCGAGAGCGGGUGAAGAAGGUCAAGAGGUCUCUGAGGCAGGCGCGGAAGAACAGCCGCCACCUGGAGCUGGUCAAUCAAAAACUCAAUGAGAAGCUGGCGGGCGCAGGGGCUCAACAGCACCUCAAUGCCCUGCGCCGGGAGCCCCCGCGCGCCCCCUACCUGCACGGGUAGCGUGUGCAGGAGGAUGCAGGCCUGCCUUGUCUGUCCCCUGAGGGAAUAAAUGCGGGUUCCGUACACGCAUUUCAAACAGUAUAGGAGAUACCCAUUAGGCAUUUGGUGGAGUCUAACUGGGUAAAAUGACAAGUCUUACUUUCUUUCCCAUUGGGUGCUGGGCCUUACUGGCCACUCGGCUUCAGACCUUAUUGUAGGGCGUGUCCUUUUUCUGUCCUGGUGCCGCACAAAUACCUUAAAGCAGUAGGAUCCCCGAGUUCUGGGCCAUCUUGAGUCUGGCCUUCAGCCUCAAGAGUCUCUUCAUUGUGGAGAGAACAUUCUAGAGGAGAACGUACACGAAGAUAUCACGGGACUCUUUUUAUUUCAGAAGAGAGUCAGUGUGAGUCUCAGCAACCAGAGCUGGCACAAGCCUGCAUUUUGAAGAGACACCAUUUUACAGAGCCUUCCAGAAUGUCCUGCUGCAUUUGUCCACAGUUUUAGAAGCAGGGUGCCCACAUGCAAAUGUGUAGGGACCCCGAUUCCAGUCAGAAUUUCACUCAUGGCAUGUUAAGACUUAAUGAGUUCAUCACAGGCAAGGGAACUGAGUAGGGAACUGAGCGGCUGGUAAUUGGUAAAGGUAAAUUAUAUCAGUCAUCCAACCCCAGUCCUCCAGGGCUGACAUGAUACCCCAGGCUGCUUUAGUCUAAAGAGUAAUUGAUUUUGUGGACACGCUGUUUCAUGACGCUGGGAGUCAAGCUAGUAUCUUGUGCUUGUUAGAUAAAACUCGGCCCUACUGUACGUUUGAACCAGGCCUCUUUUAAUGGACAUGUAAGGAUGUUUUCAACCCUUGUUCCCAAAUUGGAAUUUAUCUCAGACACUGUAGAGUCUUAACUUGGUUUGCUCAGCCUGCCAUGCCUUUUGAGUUCAUGGUCAAUAACCCCAACACACUGAGAUUGUCCGCUCUGCAAAUUCAUCUCCCUGCCUGGUGGGAUUCAGUAAGGGCCGUCUUCCCACCCAGGAUCCCAAAGGGUGUUGUCUAGGUAUUCCAACCCAAGCUUCCACACAACCUCCAAACACCUAUCCCAGAAACACAAACAUACUCCCCUCCGGGUUCCCCACGAAAGGUCUGUGCAUGCCCUGAUAGAAGUAUUUGUGUAACAGUGCACUUUCUUAUAAUCAACUCUUUAACAAAAAGCUCUCUUUGGAAAGAACUUCGAGGCAGUUCAAUAAGAACGCGCUCACUGCCCUUCCCACUUAAGAUGGAUCGUGUCUCAGCUGUGCUAUUCAGAAGUCGGCUGAGUGGCUGCUGCUUCUUCUCUCCUGCUGAUGGCCCUCCAGACCAAAUGCCCUCCCAUGUUGUCCUCUCAAUAGAGAGAAUCCUUUGGCUCUCUAGUGUCUACCACCCAAAGCCCACUCCAGACGCAUGAGGCUGAUAAAGUGCCCAUUGCUGUCAUGUCACACUGCUAUCCUUGUGCUUUUUGGAAGACAGGGCACCUCUGUGAGAAGUACCUUGUAUUGUCUGAGCAUACAGUGCCCUUGGCUGGACUGGGCAUGAUGGGAACUUCUAUUCUGGGACCAAUCUUCCUCCACCCUCAGCCCCUUUAACAGUGCUGUUCCUAAUUUGCUACAUAGGUGUGCCUUCUCAUUAAUUCUCCCUGGGAACAUCUAAAUAAAGAGGUUCUGUUGCCUCCCAAGAGCAUGGCAAGCUUAGAGAUGACAGAGCCAGGACUCAGAGAACUGUGGAAGCCAAGAUGCGUUAUGUUCUGCUUUCCCAAUAAACAUGCGCCGUGGUUCCAACA
This is a messenger RNA of Myodes glareolus (Bank vole), 2072 nucleotides long. The record is from RefSeq and is a predicted model, not a curated record. Lineage: Eukaryota; Metazoa; Chordata; Mammalia; Rodentia; Cricetidae.